AACUAGCAUUAGGGUCCAAGAAGCCAUAAAAGCACAAAACUAUUAUUGCAAGGAAGUUAGCUGUUUCUGUUUUCUUGAGAUAUUUAUAAUUACAUAACAUAUUGAACUAGUAACAUGUAAGAAACGGAAAAACUCCCGAUCUGUUAGGUUUGUGUGCUUCUCCAGUGUAUUUUGAAAAAAUUGUAAAAGAAAGAUACAACACAGUAAUGUCAGAUCCAGAACUCGAGGCAAUACGACAGGAACGUUUGGCUCAGUUACAGGCACAACACCAGAGUAACAAUGUCAAUAAUAAACAAGCAAUAGAAGAGAGAAUACAACAGAUGGAAGAGAUGAAACAUUCUAUACUGACUCAGGUGUUAGAUCAAUCUGCCAGAGCAAGAUUGAAUACACUUUGUCUUGGAAAACCUGAGAAAGGAAAAAUGAUAGAAGAAAUGAUUAUUAAUAUGGCACAACGUAAUCAACUACCUGGAAAACUUGGAGAAAAAGAACUGAUCAGUUUACUUGAAACUAUAAAUCAACAGACACAAAAGAAAACAACUGUUAAAUUUGAUAGGAGAAGAGCAGCUUUGGAUUCCGACGAUGAGAUGAACUUAUAGCAAUUGUACAAAUUUUGAAUAAGAAUACUUUUAAAUCAGUAAAAUUCCUCUUCAGUUUGCCAUAGACAGUAACUCAGUAAAAUUCACUGUAUGUGCUAGUUUUGUACUCUGUUGUAUCAUUACUUUUAAAUGUAUGAAAAUAAAGUUAUUAUUGAAUAAAUGUUAAAUACUGGUAUAGAAUAUACACAAUUAGAAUCAUCAAAAAAAUUUUCUAUUUUGCAACUUAAUAUUGCGUACAUUUGUUUUUGAUAAUCUAAAAGGAAGA
Messenger RNA from Pseudomyrmex gracilis, 861 nucleotides. RefSeq names its product programmed cell death protein 5 (gene PDCD-5). Gene Ontology annotation, cellular component: cytosol; nucleus. The record is from RefSeq and is a predicted model, not a curated record. The coding region runs from base 207 to 596 and encodes 129 amino acids. The transcript is spliced from 4 exons. Gene Ontology annotation, molecular function: DNA binding. Lineage: Eukaryota; Metazoa; Arthropoda; Insecta; Hymenoptera; Formicidae.